Messenger RNA from Aphidius gifuensis, 1569 nucleotides. RefSeq lists its product as uncharacterized. The coding region runs from base 1 to 1569 and encodes 522 amino acids. The transcript has 5 exons. The record is from RefSeq and is a predicted model, not a curated record. NCBI's taxonomy places the organism in Eukaryota, Metazoa, Arthropoda, Insecta, Hymenoptera, Braconidae.
AUGAAGGAAGGACAUUUUCACUCUUCAUCUUCAAAUAUUUUAACAAUUGCGAAAAUGAUUAAGGAAAUAAAAGAAGCAGCGAAAUCGCCUGGAACACCUCAGGUCAUUUAUGAUAGAAUAGUUCCAAUCAACCGUGAUGCUGCUCGCUUUAUUGCAUUACAAAGAGCUGCUUAUAUUAUAACUCAAGAAAGAAAGAGUUAUUGGAUAACUCCUGAUAAAGAAACUUUAGAAAGUUUAGCAACAAAACUGAAAGAACAUCAUCAAUUCAGAGACUAUUUUCAAGAACUACUUUUUCCUGCGACAAAUCAAGAAGGAACUAUCCUUGUAUUUGGCGAUAAGAAUGUGAUUCAACGAAUAAAUAAUGCAAAAGCAUUCUAUAUAGAUGCUGAUUGUUGUCAAAUUAAUGUAGCACGAAUGAUUAUGCCAAAAGAAGAUGAUAAUAUAUUAAAAUUUAAAAAUCAUCGGUACAAAGAACUCGUACCUUUUGUCAUUUAUGCUGAUUUAGAAUGCAUUCUCAAGUCAAUUGAUAAAACAGAGUCUAACGAGCAUAUUCCACACAGUGCUGCAUAUUCAUUUUUGCCAAGCAGUAUUGAUAAACUCUCAUCUGAUUUGAGUAAUGAUCAAAAAAUUAUAACACGCAGUGAAUGUAACAAUGGAUUCUUUGAUUUAUUGUGCAGGAAAGGUGUAUUUCCAUAUGAAUUUAUUGACUCAUGGGAAAAAUUAGAUGAAAAAGCUCUUCCAUCAAAAAAAGAAUUUUUCUCAAAAUUGAAUAAUUCUGAUAUAUCAAAUGCAGACUAUGAACAUGCCAAAAAUAUUUGGGAAAAAUUUGAAAUAAAGACAUUGGGAGAAUAUCCAAAUUUAUAUUUGAAAACUGAUGUUCUUUUGUUGACUGAUAUUUUUGAAAAUUUUCGUUUGAGCUGUUUAUUAACAUACAGCCUAGACGCACUUCAUUAUUUUACUGCACCAGGUCUAGCAUUUGAUGCAAUGUUAAAAUAUACAGGAGUGAAACUUGAACUUUUGACAGACCCAGCAAUGCAUCUUUUCAUUGAGAAAGGAAUUCAAGGUGGUGUUGCACAAUGCAUGAAUCGAUACGCAAAAGCCAACAAUCGGUAUAUGGACAAUUUAAAUAUUGAUGUGACAAAGAUAUCUGAUGAAGCUGAAAUUGGAUAUAUCUUAGAGGUUGAUUUAGAAUAUUUGAAAAAUUUGCAUCAUUAUCACAAAAAUUUACCAUUAUGUCCAGAACUAAAUUUGGGGCUUGGCAUGAAGUUAAAUAAAAUUUAUCGAGUAUUAAAAUUUCAACAAAGCCCAUGGCUGAAAAAAUAUAUAGAUCUUAAUACUGGUAUGCGUCAGCAAGCAACUACUGAUUUUGGUAAAAAUUUUUUCAAAUUAAUGAACAACAGUGUAUAUGGAAAAACAAUGCAAAAUGUGAGAAAGGAAAAAGAUGUGAAAUUGGUGACAAAAUGGGAAGGUCGCUAUGGAGCAAAAUCACUGAUAGCGAAACCAAAUUUUCACAGUUGUUCAAUUUACAAAGAUGACUUGCAAUUAUUGAAAUGUGAAGAGUUAAAAUAG